CCCAGGUUCCGCGGGGCAGCGCCGGUGGCACGGGCACUCCAGGAGGGGUGUAGCGUUAGCGGCGUGAGCCUGGUGUUUACGGUUCUCAAGUGCGACGCCGGGCCGGUGCUGGAGCAGCAACAGAUGCGGAUCGACCCCGACAUCCAGGCUCCGGAGCUUACGGAGCAGAUGUUCAGGCUGGGCUCGCAGAUGCUGUUGCGCCAGCUACCGGGGCUGCUGUCAGGUGCUGUGACGGCACGUGACGCCGUGCUGCAGGACGAGGCGGCAGCAUCGUACGCGUCCAAGGUGGCCAAGCACGAGGGUUUGUUGGACUUUCGGUGCAGUGCGGCACAGUGCCACAACCACGUGCGUGCCAUGGCAGGUUGGCCGGGCAGUCGGGCCUCGCUGCUGGUGGAAAACAAAACGACAGGU
This is a messenger RNA of Volvox carteri f. nagariensis, 411 nucleotides long. RefSeq lists its product as uncharacterized. Lineage: Eukaryota; Viridiplantae; Chlorophyta; Chlorophyceae; Chlamydomonadales; Volvocaceae. The annotation marks the transcript as partial. The record is from RefSeq and is a predicted model, not a curated record. Gene Ontology annotation, molecular function: methionyl-tRNA formyltransferase activity. The transcript is spliced from 3 exons. Gene Ontology annotation, biological process: biosynthetic process; conversion of methionyl-tRNA to N-formyl-methionyl-tRNA.